Entrophospora sp. SA101 is the source of this 3906-nucleotide messenger RNA. Lineage: Eukaryota; Fungi; Glomeromycota; Glomeromycetes; Entrophosporales; Entrophosporaceae. The record is from the annotation of a GenBank genome assembly.
AUGACCAGUGUAAGAACUUCACAAAUAGUUGUUAACGCUUUAAUAACUAUUCUAGAAAUCACGCUUAUAGCCUUGUUACAUCGAACAGAUUAUAAGUUAAGUGGCAAUGAAUUGGGAGUAGGUUUGACGCAUGUAUUUAGAUUUAGUAUCAGUAUUUUAUCUUUUAUAUCUAUAGGUGUUUCAUUUAGACGUUUCAGUCAUCGAUGGAAUAUUGGACAAAUCCAAAAAGAUAUUUAUGUAGAUAGAUCUAUGAGUGAUAGUAGUAAUAGAAGUAUCACAGGUGCAAUAGGAGCAGGAGUUGGAGGUGGAAGUGGAUUGGGUAAUAAUGGGAUAUUGGCAAUUGUUAUGCAAGAAGGAGUUUUGGAAAAUGGUCAACCUGUUCUAUUCUUUCAUCAAAAUAAUUUACAUAUGUUUAGUCAAAAAAAUAUUUCUAGUGCUUCUUUAAGGAAACAAGAUUUAAAAAAACGUUUAGAAGAAUACAAUAAUAAGAUAUUACAAGAUUCAGUUGAUCAACCAAUAUCAAAUACUAACGCUCCACUUUCUUUACCACCUGCCUCAGAAUUUCGCACUUCACUCAUCUUACCACAACUAACCAAAAGUAAUGUAACUAAUGCCUUUUCUAAUAUUGUUGAUAGUAAUUACGAUGAAUCAGGAAAACUUUCAUAUAAUUAUAAUGGAUCUAUUAAUAAUUUUUCACCAUCAACUUCUCCAAAUUACACACCAACACUUUCAACAACAAAUAAAAAUAUAGAUGAUGAUGAUUCGGGUUUGAAUGAAAUUAGACAAAUUGAUUUUAAAUCGAAAAACCGCGAAUCCGGUUUAUUAGAAAACCCGGCAAAGGAUCGUCCAAAACCUCCAAGAAAUAGACCUCUUUCUAUAACUAAGAUAUCUGGUAAUAAGUGGAAUGAUAAUUCAUCAACCACAAUAUCAAAUAAUAAUCAUUUGGCUUUUACAUCAUUACAACCACCGCCUUCAUCUUCUACUACAGUAUCCACACCCACCGCACCCACUGCUUUUCUUCCACUUUCAUCUCUUGCUCCCCCUUCCAACAAUGGUACUAAUAACGAUGGAAAUGCAACCAAAGUUCCACCGUCACCAUUACCACAUAAUUUGUCAUCACCUUUGAUACGUUCUCCAUUGGAAAAAUUAUCUGAAGAUCAAAUCAUUAACGAAAACCAAGAAGUUAAUAAUAAUAAUUACGUUGUUGAUGGAGGUGAUUCUUCUUCUCCGACUGAUCCGAUGAUAGCAUCAUUUGCCAACAUCAACGACAACAACAAUGACGGUAGAACAUAUACUAUGUACUCCAAUAAUAACACAAUUAGAUCAAGCACCAUGGAUUCAAAUACUAUCGUAAUGAAUUCUUCAGAUUCUAGUACACUUAGAUCAAACACACUAGAUUCCAAUGUUAAAAUGUCAAUGAUGUACGACAAUUUCAAAAUAGUCGAAGAUGAUGAGUAUCAAUACAAUAAUCAUCUACAACAAAAAAUGCCAACCACUUCUCAAUUCAACGGCUUUGAUAAUAUCAAUUCUUUUGGUCCUGCUUCAGGCCAUUCAGAUAUUGCUCAUCAAUUGUUAAUAAAAAGAGCAGCUGAGCAGCUAUCUCAACAAGAAUUUUUAUCACAACAAAAUCAAUUACACCAACAAUACAACCAACAAAAUCACCUUUUCUCAUCUACAACAUUAUCAAUGACGACUUCAAAAUCAAUUCCAAUACGUAAAUGGCCAUCGAAAAAAACCAAUUCAAUAAAAAGUAUAUCCGAGCCUCAACUUGUUUCCACCUCAUCAAACGUAAAAACCGUUCCUAUAGUACAAUUAGAUCAACACGAUGAUGAUGAAAAUAAUAGGUCUCAUGUUUUCACGAGCGAUAGCAAAUCUUCAAAUAAUAAUCUAUCACCUAAAUCGUCAGCUGAGAAUUUGCCUAAAAAAUUCAUUUCAGACGAAAAUCUAAAUAAUCGAUUUGUAUCAUAUAAUAAUGAUAUAUCUAAAAGAAGAGCCUACAGUACAAGGGAAAACAAUAAACCAAAUGAAAAAUUAAGACAAGAUAUACGAAAUAAAUUGACGUUUAUCAAAGUCGAUGAUGUUGGUGAUAAUUCAUCAGGUCGUCAACCAUUUUAUGAUAUUGACAGUCUUAAAAAACAUGCUGAAAUGGUAACAAGAUAUUCCAAUAACAAAAAAGGUAUUAGCGGUGUUGUCAAUGGACUGAGAUCACGUUCUGCAUCACAAUCUUCACAAUCUGCCGUUUCCGGUAGAGAUUCAUCAUCAUCCACAGAGAAAAAAUCUUUAAAAGAUCUUACUACUGGUUCAGAUAGUAUGCCAAGUAGUCCAGUAUCAUCUUAUAGUCCAGCUAGUACAAUGUCCUCAUUUAGCGACGUCACAUCAGCAGCAUCUUCUCCACCACUAAUUACACCACGUAAUCCACUAAGAAACCCCGCAUCUUUCAAACAACAAAACAAACUAGAUCAAAAAUUGAAUGCAAUCAGUGGUGGCUCAAUUGUUGACUCGCCGAAACGUAAUAAUUCUGCUGGUAGUAGUAAGAGUGGUAUCAGUAGUGAUAAUUAUUCGGAUGUUAGUGAUGACAAAGGAGAAACAAAAGACUCCCGAAGUGCUAGAUUAUUAUCUAUUUUUAAUAAUAGUCGUAAUAGUAGUGGUAAUGGUGUUGGUGGAAAAACAAAUAGUAAUGAUAACUUAUUAAAGAUUUCAUUACAAAAAUCAAAUAAAGAUUCAAAAUCAGAUGGUGAUAAUGGUGAUAUUAAUGGAGAAAGUCAAGAUAAUAAAAAUGAUAGCAAAUUGCGAAAUAAAGUUAUUCGUCGAACCAUCAUCAUCACCAAACCUUUUCUUCCCCCAUUACCCGAAGGCGAUGAUACAAUUGCUUCUUCAACAAAAGAUAACGAUAAAUCGCCUAUUAUGAGUGAAGAUGGUUCUAAUCUUUUGGUUGUUCCAACAUUAAAACCUGCCGCUAAUCGUCCUCCCACACCAAUACCAUCACCAAAUACAAGAGAUAAUGUUAUCAAUACACCUUACAAUAUUCCAAUACCUCCAAUUCCAACAGACAAGCAAACUCAAAUUAAUACUAGCACCAGCACUGGAUCAAAACGUAUGAGUAAGUCUAGUAUUGCAUCAUCGAAUUCAGGUCGUACGAGGAAAACCAAAAGUGUUUACAGUGAUAACUCCAAUAGUAUGAGAAACGAGCAAAAACAAACUAUUAGUGAUAAUAACAGUGCAAUUAUAAUAUUUAAUGAAGAUGAUGAAGCAGUUGACGAUGAAGAAGUAAACGGAACAGAAGCAGUAGAUGAUUUUGAGCAACAUUCACAUGUUGAAGUACUUGAAAUGGAAGACGGAUCAUAUGUUUGGCAAGUAAUAAACGGUCUUAGAAGUAAUGGCAUGGAAGAUCACCACGGCUAUUAUUAUUCUGGUGAUGAGUAUGUAUCAAGUUCAGAAGUACGGCCUCAAGAUUUCGACUAUAAGAUGGAUGAUGAUCAAGUGUCACAAUUUUCUGAUAUAAAAAAUGGUCAAUUGGAAUAUCACUAUGGUUUUCCAAGUCCUUUACAUUUACCUGGUGUACAACCACGUCAAAAACAACAACUUCUAACGCCAGAAAAUCCAAAAAAAAUAAUUAUCAAUAACCGUGAUAAUUUCGAUGAUGAUUUCGGUGAUAAUUUUGACGAUAAUCUUGAUGAUGUUAAUAUGCCAAAAACAAACGUUUACUUUGCUAAAGAUGUCACAUUGCCAAAGUUAUUAGAAGAGAUGACAAGAGGUUUAGGCAGUGUUAUUGAUUAUAAUCGAGAUGAUAUGUACAGUGGUGAAUUUGUUACAGGUGAUGUCACUGGAGGAGUUAUUGGCGGCAUGACUGUUGAAGAAAAAUUGGAACAAGUCAUGAGAUCUUUGGGUGUUGAUGAUAAUCUGUAG